Molecule: messenger RNA, 1617 nt
Organism: Suillus subaureus
Lineage: Eukaryota; Fungi; Basidiomycota; Agaricomycetes; Boletales; Suillaceae
Exons: 3
Coding region: 262-1488 (408 amino acids)
Source: RefSeq, a predicted model, not a curated record
CCUUUCUCUUGUCUUACACUCAAGUACCGGGUAUACUUUAUAUUUAGGUGCAAUCCCCUUUAUCUGCUCGGUUACAGUGUCUAAGUAUAAGACUUGUAACUCGUGCCAGCGAGUCCUACGACUCUUGUGUUCUCCACAGUCAAUAUAAACUCUGGGUAUAAGUUGUUUAUAUAAUUUUAUCGAACGGAGUCUCACACCGUGCCACUGAUCACCUGGGUGACCGACCCACUCUCAAACAGUCAUACUACCAGCCCGCAUACCAUGAGCAGUAGCGACGGAAUAGACGCGUCUAGAUCGUUUCACGCCUCAGUUGACACAGAGGACAACAUACGACAGAUAACCGGAGAGGACAACGAUAAUCCUUCACCCUUCGAACCUGGAAGCGGGCAUCCCGUUACUUCACUUUCCCCUUUUCUGCCAGCAGAAAUCCUAGCCCUAAUUUUACAACCAAGAUGGAAGCGGUACGAGGAUAGAGAAACCUGGAAAGAGAUAGUGAAUGUCCUGCUCAGCUGCACUCUAGUAUCAAGAGCCUGGUACGAGGCUGCAAGAGUAGUCCUGUACCAGGAUAUCCGACUUUGUCAAGUCAACUCCCUUCGCCUACUUCUUUGCACCGUGCGCGAGAGGUUCGGCGGUCAUUGCCCUGCUCGCAGCCUGCAAUUCAUGUAUUGUUCGCCGCAUCGGCGUAACAAAAAGCAGCCAGAGGAGUAUGCGACACUCGCUGGAGAGAUUGUUGCGUGCUGCCCGGAACUCAGGUACCUUGCAGGAGAGUGUGGCUCCUUGUGCUUUACCAGCAACAUGUCCCUCCCCGAUUACCCAUAUUUGAGGGAGCUCAAAGUAUCUGGGCAGAACCUCCGCCUCCUUGCCCCUCUUCUAUCGCGUUUAUGCAAUCUCAAGUCCUUUGAGAUGCUUCAGAGUCACAAUGGUGACGACCUCCUGGAACACUUUUCGCCGCCUCGUUUCAAGCUUUCGACCUUAUCGAUAUCUCAAACAGAGUUGUCUCCUGGCUUGUGUAAAUGGCUUGAGUCCAGUUCACAGAGCAUAGAGUGCUUGGAGGUGCAGGAAAUAGGCAUGAGCCUGGGUCACUUGGCCAAGGUCAUUGGAGGUUUUGUGAAGAAAGUUCACGUCAAAAUCGUGGUUGAUUCCAUAGCGGACAGCGACUCGGAGACUAUCUCAGCCCUAUUUGGGUUCGCGGGCUUGCGAGGACUUCGCGUCGACGGGUUGAAAAUGGACAAAGAACGUUUGCUUGAUCUACGAUUAUCAUUGGAGACAUUCACGUUCUCUGAGGACAUAUUGAGCAUGCGUACUGUGCUGGCGCUGCUACAUACGAAUUGGCAACCCUCCUUACAAUCGCUGAACGUUUAUCGUAUGCCAAUGAGCAUCUACUUCUCCGAGCAGUGGAUGGUUACGGCUGCAGAAUAUAGGGAUGAGCUACACAGCGUAUGCGCUGCUCGCGGUAUCCAGUUGAACUGGCUGUUACCAGAAGAAUGAUACCGUUUUUAUUUACGUUUGUAACCAGGAACGAUUCAACGACUUGACCCGAUAUCAUAUUGUGGUACUUACCUUUGAAUCCUGUUUAUGUUACAGUCCAUGCACAUGGUUCAACCGAUUGAUUAUGCA